Punctularia strigosozonata HHB-11173 SS5 is the source of this 720-nucleotide messenger RNA. RefSeq names its product ribosomal protein S5 domain 2-like protein. Gene Ontology annotation, biological process: regulation of translational initiation. The record is from RefSeq and is a predicted model, not a curated record. NCBI's taxonomy places the organism in Eukaryota, Fungi, Basidiomycota, Agaricomycetes, Corticiales, Punctulariaceae. Gene Ontology annotation, cellular component: cytoplasm. The annotation marks the transcript as partial. The transcript is spliced from 2 exons.
AUGUCUGGCAAUUUGGAUUCCUUCGUUUCAUCCUCACGGCCACCUCCUGCAGCCUCAGCAACCUCGCAGGAGAUUCGUGACCGCAGUUCGACGUUUGUAGCGACCAUCUACCGAGCCUCUUCUCCCAGGCUGGCCCGAGAAGCCAUCAAUCACCACAAGAACGUGGUUCAUGCGUCCAAGCCUGCUAGCCACGAGAUUGCAGCCUGGAGAUGCAUGGUGCUCAAACCGGGCAAAACUGGGCUCAGUGAAUCGAUUGAAGACGACUUUGAGCUAAGUACCGGGUGGGAUGACGAUGGCGAGCGCUUUGGUGGGGUUAAGAUUCUGAAGACGAUGGAAGCAGAGGGUAUCAUCGAUGCCGUGGUCAUAGUGAGCCGAUGGUACGGAGGCAUUAUGCUAGGCCCAGCGCGAUUUGAGCAUAUGGAAACAUGCACGCGCGAAGUCUCUCGGACGUUCAAGCUCACGGAUGAGUUGGAGGAAACUAUCACCACCAUACGCAGCUUGGACGACAUUCUCGCCGAUUUGCGUCGGGAAUACGCGUCUCUAUCCUCCAGCGAAACGCAAGGCGAAGGGACCACAGAUAACGGCGCUGAGAAGAAGCGCCCAACGGUGGACUAUUCCGCGAUAAUGCAGGAGAAGGACCUGAAGAAGGCGAGGAGACUCAUCACUGCGAGGGAGAACUCUAUCAAAAGCGUCAAGGCCCUCAUAGCGAAGAAGAACCAG